AUACAGUUCGAGUAGAAGUUGAAGGAGGUACAGUAUAAUGGAUUGAACCAGACACUAGGGAAGCCCCUUCCCACCGCUUCACGACCGUUUGCGUAUCUUCCACUGGAUGGCAGCACGUGAUUGCAUGGGAGCGGCUUGUGUGGGUGUCCCUGCCUCCGCCAUCAUGCCGGGGUGGUGCAGAAACUCCGUGUCGAGGAAGCCGAGGAUAGCCCUAAGAGAGCGUAAGAAGUAGUCAGGACACCCCGGUAUCUUUCAGCAUCCGCCUGUCCGCCUGUCCGUCCGUCCGUCAGUGCGCGCGCGCGUCUAUACCUGCGUGAUCUCUGCGACAGAGCCGCGUCCGUGCGCCUCCCUACCCUCCUUCAUCCUCCUCCUCCUCCUCCUCCUCCGGUGAACGGAGCGGUGCCGCACCGAGUGAUGCUGCUGUGGCCCGCGCUUCACUCUUAAAGCAUCACAGCCCUAUGAACAUGUCCAACGCAGUCAUGGGUCUAAACCCCACCGACAGGGUCAUCAAAUCAUAACUAUCGUGCUGUUAUUCGGAUCAGUGAUGUGAUGUUCCAUGGACCAUUUGCCGUCCGUUUUUGGCGCACCCUGAUAGGCUGAUAGGUUGGAGGCUGGAGGCUGGAGGCUGGCUAAUGAGCUUCAGACCAUCUUUCUGCUAGUGGUGAAUGCGUGAAUUGCUACAGAGAGGGAGAAAGAGAGAUCUGUAGAGCUAGAGAGAGAGAAAGAAAGAGAAGGAGAUAGAGAAGGAGAUAGAGUGGGAGAUCAACAUCAUUUCAUUCCAAUGAAACCUUUUUCCUGGCCAGUUUGAUGAUGACAGCAGCCAAAGGACGACCUAAAGGAAAUAUACCAGCGGUCCCGUUCCCGCUGAGCCACAGGUUGAGUAUGCGGGAAGUGUUUGACUGCGAGGGAAAGCCUCGAGUGGACCUGUUGAAGGCCCACCUCACUAAAGAAGGCCGUGUGGAGGAACCUGUUGCUCUGCGCAUCAUCAAUGAGGGAGCCUCCAUCCUGCGACAGGAGAAGACAAUGCUGGACAUCGAGGCUCCUGUAACAGCAGUAUGUGGAGAUAUUCACGGGCAGUUUUUUGACCUGAUGAAGCUCUUUGAGGUCGGAGGGUCUCCCGCUACAACGCGGUACCUCUUCCUAGGGGACUACGUGGACCGAGGUUACUUCAGUAUUGAGUGUGUUUUGUAUCUCUGGUCACUGAAAAUCCUCUACCCAAAGACGUUAUAUCUGCUACGGGGAAACCAUGAAUGUAGACACUUGACUGAAUAUUUCACAUUUAAACAGGAAUGUAAAAUUAAAUACUCCGAGCAGGUGUACGACGCGUGUAUGGAUGCGUUCGACUGUCUGCCUCUGGCUGCUCUGAUGAAUCAGCAGUUUCUUUGCGUGCACGGUGGCCUCUCACCCGAGAUACACACGUUAGAUGACAUCAAGAAGCUGGACCGGUUUAAAGAGCCUCCAGCCUUUGGGCCAAUGUGCGAUCUUUUGUGGUCAGAUCCACUAGAAGACUUUGGCAAUGAGAAGUCACAGGAGUAUUUCGGCCAUAACACUGUCCGUGGCUGCUCCUACUUCUACAGCUAUCCUGCAGUGUGUGAGUUUCUACAGACUAAUAACUUGCUCUCAGUGAUCAGAGCCCACGAGGCACAGGACGCAGGUUAUCGGAUGUACAGAAAAAGCCAGACGACAGGCUUCCCAUCUCUCAUCACAAUCUUCUCUGCUCCCAAUUACCUGGAUGUGUAUAAUAAUAAAGCUGCCGUGCUGAAAUACGAGAACAACGUGAUGAACAUACGUCAAUUUAACUGCUCACCACAUCCGUACUGGCUACCGAACUUCAUGGAUGUGUUUACCUGGUCCCUGCCUUUCGUCGGAGAGAAAGUGACUGAGAUGUUGGUGAACGUCCUUAGCAUCUGUUCAGAUGAUGAACUUGUGAACGAUGGCGAAGAGAUCUAUGACGCGAAUGCUGCAGCCGCACGUAAGGAGGUCAUCAGGAACAAAAUCCGUGCCAUUGGCAAAAUGGCCAAAAUGUUCUCAGUGUUACGUGAGGAGAGUGAGAACGUGUUGACUCUUAAGGGUCUGACUCCGACCGGCAUGCUGCCCAGUGGAGUUCUUUCUGGGGGAAAACAGACUUUACAGAGCGCUACCAUUGAGGCCAUUGAAGCCAUCGAGGCGGUUGAGGACAGUGAAGCUAUCCGUGGUUUCUCCCCGCAGCAUAAGAUCAGAAGUUUUGAGGAGGCGAAGGGUCUGGACCGGAUAAACGAGCGCAUGCCUCCUCGCCGUGACGUGCUUAACAGUGUGGGUCUGUCUAUGGGCCGCAUGAACAUGGCCGAGUCCAACGGCACCGACGACAACAGCAAUCUCCAGUGACUCCUCAUCUUUAUCCUCCUCCCAUUCCUACUCAUCCCUGUCUGUGCCCUUGCUCUUCCUCAUUUUAUCCCCUCUAUCCCUCCGUCUGCAUUGCUGCACUUUUUCUCUUCACAGUGGAAGAGUGACUGUGAUUUGAGACGCAGCCUACAUGAACUACAGAAGAGCCAGGCUUAUUUUUAUUUGACUUUGAAAGGGAGGAGGUAAACAGCAUGUGAUGACGGGAGGAAGUGCCGGAGGAAGUAAUUGAGGAAGUGCUGGAGGAAGUAAUUAAGGAGGUAAUUGAGGAAACACUGAAUGAUGUACUGGAGGAACUGCUGGAGGAAAUUCUGGAGGUUUGCUUUUGUUUUAGUGAAGUGGAAGAGAGAGACGAGUGUGUGUGAGUUGUAUAAUGGCACAUUAACUAGAAACUAAUAAUAGGAUGUUGGGGUGCUGUUAUCUUGGAUUAGUUUGUGUGUGUGUGUGUGUGUGUGUGUGUGUGUGUGUGUGUGUGUGUGUGUGUGUGUGUGUGUGUGAGUGUGUGUGUGUGUGUGUGUGUGAGUGGUUGGUUGGUUGACUUGUGUAAUUACUUUGUAAGGAAGUAAGGCUUUAUCACAGAAGACUGUUCCUGCUGGAAACUGAAUAUUACGGCGUCUGCGAUUUUAAUUCACUGUCAGAGGAGUGUGUGUGUGUGUGUGUGUGUGUGUGUGUGUGUGUGUGUGUGUGUGUGUGUGUGUGUGUGUGUGUGUGUGUGUGUGUGUGUGUGUGUGUGUGUGUGUUUGGGCUUACCUUUUCAUUUAAAAAACAAAUAUCUCUUAUAGAAUUAUAAAAUUUUUGAAAUUUAUUCCUUGAUGUUUUAUAGUCUCUUUCUUGGCUCACAUGCUAAUAUUAAAUUAAUCUUUCAUGUGGAGCAUUUUUUAAACUCAUAUUCACUAUCAUCAACAUUCUCAUCAUCAUCAUCCUCAUCAUCUGCGAUUCGUGAUUCCAAUCUUGACACCUUUACCCGGUAAACAAAACACCAAUCUAUGAAGCAUGAAGUUUUUCCAUCAUGCUAAUUUUUUUUUUCUGUUUUUAGUCACUGUAUAUAUGCUUACUACAAAGUGUACAAGAACACAAAACCAUUGUAGACUCUACAGUAUGUAGUGCACUAUGUAAUCUGUUGGACAUGACUCUUUUUUUUUUUCAUUUGCUAUCAAGCAUCAGUAUAUCACAUUUUCAAAACUCUUCAGACUGUUUGCAUUAGCAACAUGACUCAAGUCACUGAAACACUUCAUACAUGUCUGAAAAUAAAGGAACGAGCAAACGGCUUCAACAUGUCCCCAUCAGAAAGCAUGCACUGUCACACUGUCACGCUGACUAAAAAACACUAUCAACUGAGAGCAACACAUGGUUUCAUAUUUAAAAUGAAAAAAAAAAAAAAAAGAAUAAAAGUACCGUAUUUUCCGCACCAUAAAGCGCACCGGAUUAUAAGGCACAUGCUAAAACAUACGGUAUACAAAAAAAUUUAACGGAAGCAAAACAGUGAGUUUGGUGGAACUUUAUUCUACUAUAUAACAUUACACACACAUUAUCAAUCUCCCACAAAUCCAUCAAAGUCCUCACCUAUUGGAGGCGUGGCGGAGGUGAGAAGUGUACGUACUGUACGUAUUACGUAAUGUUUUCUGAUUGGUUUAUCGCUGCAAGCGUACGUAAUGUAUGUAUCCCAGCGGAGCGCUUACCAAAGUCCCACAACAAUAUUUUUUACAGAUUUUGGAACUCAGUGCACACAUAAGGCGCAAAAGAUUAUUAGGCGCAUGUCUGAUUUUUGAGAAAAUUUAAGGCUUUUAGGUGCACCUUAUAUGCGUAAAAUGCUAUACUACUAUAGUUGCUGUAGCAGUUUGGCCAUGCCCACUUCACCUUUAAAUCUGAAUACAUACAGAGUGGUGUUGUGUGAUGCUGCUAAUAUUCGGCUUUUAAUAUGUGCGAAUAAAGUUGGCUGUAAAUGAUGAGUUUUUAGCCGAGAAGUUUCAAUUCAUUUGUGGUUCAGUGACUUAAAACUAGACCAUGAGAUCCUUAACACUGAGACGUUCAUCUUUUUUUUUCUUGUAAAAUGUAUUCAGACAGCCCUGUGUGUGUGUGUGUGUGUGUGUGUGUGUGUGUGUGUGUGUGUGUGUGUGUGUGUGUGUGUGUGUGUGUGUGGACUUUGACAAAACAAAAGACGUUCACAAUGCAGAUCUAGGAGGGUUUUUUUUCUUCGUUCAUGUUUACUCGUCUGCUCUGUGCGAUGUUAACGCUGCUGUCGCUGCAUCUUACUGGAACCGCUAUAAACAGCUGCCGGACUCAACAAGAGACGCCUUCACAUCAACACGUUUCUAUCUGUAACAGCAGAGGAGGACCGGUGCGAUUAAAAGGUUCUGGUGUUUGUGGACAUUCACACACCGACAUUCUUUGUGCAAAUAUAGAACUCAAAUACUGUAUGGUCUCAAUCAGGUCCUGGCAUGUCCAGCUAUAAAAGACUGAUCCGGCUGCGCCGAACACGCCUUGGGAUCUUGCUUUGUACAUAAAUUGACAUUUUUUCACAUUGAUGUUUUUUUUUCUAUUUAAGUGAACGAUUUAUUUAUGUUUCUUUUAUGUUUGAUUUUUUUUUUAGCUCGUUUACCGUUUGCUGUACACUUCAGUGACAACGCUUGUGGUUUUAUUAUUUAUAUAUAUGAGAUUUUCUUUUCCCUCUCAUGUACAUGAUCAUGUACAGAAGUCGUUCAGUUGAGUGAAUGAUCAUAUAACUGUUUGAAAAGCCACCCAGGCUGCAUGACUGCAUGGGAAAUUCAACAAUGUAAAGCAAAUAUGGAUGCGCCUUCUGGUGUCCUGAUGUUUUUAAAGAAGAUAUAUUCCGCUCAUCAUUAUUCUCGUCAUUAUUCUUCUUGUUUAUUAUAAAAUUAGCUUUCUGCUGUUUCUGGCUUCACUUCUCGUUUGGUCCCUCAUUGUGCUUUACUUUAAAACUGAAGCAGUUCAUGAGUUGUUUGUGAUUCUCUCUAUCUUUCGUUCUCUCUAUAUAUUUAUCUCUCUCUAUCUCUCCUCGUAAUUUUCUUAGUUUUGCCAUUCUGACUAUUGAUCUACACACAAUGUACGCAUGCCCCAUGGGACAAAUCUCUUUUUUUACUCUUGAAUAAAAUAUGCAUGGACCUUU
Tachysurus fulvidraco (yellow catfish) is the source of this 5506-nucleotide messenger RNA. It is a transcript of the gene ppp3cb, whose product is annotated as protein phosphatase 3, catalytic subunit, beta isozyme. Gene Ontology annotation, cellular component: cytoplasm; calcineurin complex; cytosol. The record is from RefSeq and is a predicted model, not a curated record. Gene Ontology annotation, biological process: calcineurin-NFAT signaling cascade. The coding region runs from base 808 to 2364 and encodes 518 amino acids. Lineage: Eukaryota; Metazoa; Chordata; Actinopteri; Siluriformes; Bagridae. The transcript is spliced from 16 exons. Gene Ontology annotation, molecular function: calmodulin-dependent protein phosphatase activity; calmodulin binding.